This is a messenger RNA of Psammomys obesus (fat sand rat), 2379 nucleotides long. It is a transcript of the gene Ppp2r1a, whose product is annotated as protein phosphatase 2 scaffold subunit Aalpha. The record is from RefSeq and is a predicted model, not a curated record. The transcript has 15 exons. Gene Ontology annotation, biological process: protein dephosphorylation. Bases 175 to 1944 code for a protein of 589 amino acids. Gene Ontology annotation, molecular function: protein phosphatase regulator activity; protein binding. NCBI's taxonomy places the organism in Eukaryota, Metazoa, Chordata, Mammalia, Rodentia, Muridae. Gene Ontology annotation, cellular component: protein phosphatase type 2A complex; cytoplasm.
UGUUUCGGACCAAACAGACGCGAGCUUGCACUGCCAAUGGCGGCGGAACAGCCCCUGUAACGUGGCUCAGGCGCCCCCACGGCCGCUUUGCGUCCUUUCCCCGGCACUGCCCCGCUCGAGCCCGGAAUCCGCCCGGAGCUAGCCGCAGCCUGACCGAAACUCCAGGGAGCCAAGAUGGCAGCUGCCGACGGCGACGAUUCGCUCUACCCCAUUGCGGUGCUCAUAGAUGAACUCCGCAAUGAGGACGUUCAGCUUCGCCUCAAUAGUAUCAAGAAGCUCUCCACCAUUGCCUUGGCUCUUGGAGUUGAACGGACCAGAAGCGAGCUCCUGCCCUUCCUUACAGACACCAUCUAUGAUGAAGAUGAGGUCCUUUUGGCCUUGGCUGAACAGCUGGGAACCUUUACAACUUUGGUGGGAGGACCUGAGUAUGUACACUGUCUGUUGCCACCCCUUGAAUCACUGGCCACAGUGGAAGAGACAGUAGUGCGAGACAAGGCGGUAGAAUCCUUGCGGGCCAUCUCACACGAGCAUUCACCUUCCGACCUAGAGGCUCACUUUGUGCCUCUGGUGAAGCGGCUGGCAGGUGGAGACUGGUUUACUUCCCGUACCUCGGCCUGUGGCCUCUUUUCGGUUUGCUACCCCCGAGUAUCCAGUGCUGUGAAGGCAGAGCUUCGACAGUACUUCCGGAACCUGUGCUCAGACGACACCCCCAUGGUGCGGCGGGCCGCAGCCUCCAAGCUGGGGGAGUUUGCCAAGGUGCUGGAGCUGGACAAUGUCAAGAGUGAGAUCAUUCCCAUGUUCUCUAACCUGGCCUCUGACGAGCAGGACUCGGUGCGGCUGCUGGCAGUGGAGGCAUGUGUGAACAUUGCCCAGCUUCUGCCCCAGGAGGACCUGGAGGCCUUGGUGAUGCCCACCUUGCGCCAGGCUGCUGAGGACAAGUCUUGGCGUGUCCGCUACAUGGUAGCCGACAAGUUCACAGAACUCCAGAAAGCAGUAGGGCCUGAGAUCACCAAGACAGAUCUGGUGCCCGCCUUCCAGAACCUGAUGAAGGACUGUGAGGCCGAGGUGAGGGCCGCAGCCUCCCACAAGGUCAAAGAGUUCUGUGAAAAUCUCUCAGCUGACUGCCGGGAAAAUGUGAUCAUGACCCAGAUCUUGCCCUGCAUCAAGGAGCUCGUGUCAGAUGCCAACCAGCAUGUCAAAUCAGCGCUGGCUUCAGUCAUCAUGGGACUCUCUCCCAUUCUGGGCAAAGACAACACCAUUGAGCACCUCUUGCCCCUCUUCUUGGCUCAGCUAAAAGACGAGUGCCCUGAGGUGCGGCUGAACAUCAUCUCCAACCUGGACUGUGUGAACGAGGUGAUUGGUAUCCGACAGCUCUCUCAGUCCCUGCUUCCUGCCAUUGUGGAACUAGCUGAGGAUGCCAAGUGGCGAGUGCGGCUGGCCAUCAUUGAGUACAUGCCUCUGCUGGCUGGACAGCUCGGUGUGGAAUUUUUUGAUGAGAAACUCAACUCUUUGUGUAUGGCCUGGCUGGUGGAUCAUGUCUAUGCUAUCCGUGAGGCUGCCACCAGCAACCUCAAGAAGCUAGUGGAGAAGUUUGGGAAGGAGUGGGCCCACGCCACUAUCAUCCCCAAGGUCUUAGCCAUGUCUGGAGACCCUAACUACCUGCACCGCAUGACUACGCUCUUCUGCAUCAAUGUGCUGUCUGAGGUCUGUGGACAGGACAUCACCACCAAGCACAUGUUGCCCACAGUUCUUCGUAUGGCUGGGGACCCAGUCGCCAAUGUCCGCUUCAAUGUGGCCAAGUCCCUACAGAAGAUAGGACCCAUUCUUGACAACAGCACCCUGCAGAGCGAAGUCAAGCCUAUCCUGGAGAAGCUGACCCAGGACCAGGAUGUGGAUGUCAAGUACUUUGCCCAGGAGGCUCUGACUGUUCUGUCUCUUGCCUGAUGCUGGAAGAAGAAGCAUUGUUGGCCUCUGGUGUCCACCCUCCAACCCCCACAAAGUACCUCCCUUAGGGAGGUAGUGGGGGUCCAAUGACUGUCACUUCCUGUGCAUGGUCUGAUCCCAGACCCCUCCCCCAGCACGGUUCCUCCUCUCUGUCGCCUGGGAAGACUUCUCUGUCCACCUUCCAAGAGGCUAGGGCAGUACAAGUCGGGGCAGGGCAGCAGCCUGAAAGGAAGGGCUGGCUGUUCCUGCCCAUAUUGGGAGAGAUGGGAGCAUCCUAGGUCACUGGCUCCUGCUGCUGUAAUGGGGACCCUUCCCCAUCUACUUACCCCCACCCACUUCUUAUCCAUAUUUUUUUGUGUGUGUGUCCACUGUGCCAUUUUUAUUUUAUCCCUUUCUGUGCUCCUUCCACAGAGAAAUAAAGGUGUAGAAAUGGUU